Camelina sativa (false flax) is the source of this 677-nucleotide messenger RNA. RefSeq lists its product as uncharacterized. Gene Ontology annotation, biological process: lipid transport. NCBI's taxonomy places the organism in Eukaryota, Viridiplantae, Streptophyta, Magnoliopsida, Brassicales, Brassicaceae. The record is from RefSeq and is a predicted model, not a curated record. Gene Ontology annotation, molecular function: lipid binding.
CUCAGUUAAACAGAUCAAUGAAGAUACUAGUCGUGGCGUUCUUGGUCCUGAUGAAGACAGCCGUUUCCCAAGAGGACAGUGAUCCAAUGGACCCCCCUCCGCCGAUAGAGCCUUGCAGGGACGUGUUCGUGAAUUUCGGCCCGUGCAUGGGCUUCGUCGAGGGAAUAUACCGGAACCCUUCUCCAGAUUGCUGCAGAGGCGUGAGCCACUUGAACAACGUCGUCAGGUUCACGGCUCCAGGAACGAUACAUGGGAAUGGAGAGACAAGGAGAGUGUGUGCAUGCAUAGAGAUGAUGGCAAAUGCAAAUAAUCAUCUUCCUUUUCUCCCUAGCGGCAUUAGCAAUCUUCCACUCCGUUGUUCUCUUACUCUCAGCUUUCCCAUCUCCAUUGCUAUGGACUGUUCUCAGUUUAGAAACACGAAGGAUCUCAACGCUGAAAUCUCAAAUUAACUACCAAGAAUUCAAGGUAUACACAGGAAUAUUGUUAAGGGAUGACUUGUAGCAUGCAACAGCAAUAUAGUUAAAAGUUAUAUGUAAGAGUGUAUUGUAUUAGUGACUAUGUCACAAAAGCAAAUAGUGUUUUCUUUAAUAAUUAGUGCUUGUGUGUAUACGUGCAUUACAUUCAUCAACUGGCUUCUACUUCAUAAUUAUUAAUUACCAUAACCUGAUUAACCAUUA